Messenger RNA from Paramecium tetraurelia, 411 nucleotides. RefSeq lists its product as uncharacterized. The record is from RefSeq and is a predicted model, not a curated record. The transcript is spliced from 2 exons. NCBI's taxonomy places the organism in Eukaryota, Ciliophora, Oligohymenophorea, Peniculida, Parameciidae.
AUGGAGACUGAAACUCAAUAUCAAAUUAGUCCAUAAGGUGUGUUACUAAUUAUAUCUUUAGAUGUCGAAUUUCUGAAUGAUAAAUAUCGUCUGGUUUUUACAUAUCCCACAGCAGCAUUUGCCAUAUCCGCUGUCAUCCUUGCAUCCACAAGAUUUUUGAGCUUCCCAAAAUUCUUCAGAAACCCUCUUGAAUCUCCAGAAGGAAAUGCUCUCUUCUACUAGAGACUGGCCAAAAUGGCAAAACCACCUUUGCUAUUAUAUGGGGCAUGCGUUGGAGGAGCUGUUGGGUUAUUUCAGUAUGAACUAGCCAAGUAUUAGAUGUUUGUGAAGUACAAAACUCUAGUAAAUACAUAUUUGGAUGCUUGUGAGGCUGUCUACGUGAGUGAAUUAAAAAAGAGUUAGGAAAAAUGA